Aspergillus oryzae RIB40 is the source of this 645-nucleotide messenger RNA. RefSeq lists its product as uncharacterized. The transcript has a single exon. Gene Ontology annotation, molecular function: protein binding. NCBI's taxonomy places the organism in Eukaryota, Fungi, Ascomycota, Eurotiomycetes, Eurotiales, Aspergillaceae. The record is from RefSeq and is a predicted model, not a curated record. The coding region runs from base 1 to 645 and encodes 214 amino acids.
AUGGCCGACAGCAUCGACAUAUACAACCAAUACCCUCUGGUCCUCGACCCAACCUCGAAAGCCAUCAACCUCUCCUCUCAAACCACAACCCCAGCCUCAGCAAGCACAGUAACCACCGAACUAACCGAACUAAACGCCCUCCACCGCGGCCUCAUCUCCCUCGACCCGCCCAACAUCCCCCCGCCCCCGCUCCCCAUCAACCCCAAGCGCAGCGCCCAAAUCACCAAGCUCCGCGACAGCGCAAACACCGCCUACCGCAAGAACAACCACGCCGAGGCAGUCCGACUGUACACAUACGCCAUUGAGAUGGGAAUCGCACGGCCCGGGUGGGAACCUAUGAGUCUGGCCAGGGAGGAACUGGCGGGGUUAUUUGCGAACCGGGCGCAAGCGUAUAUGGCGCAGCAGGCGUGGCCGGAGGGAUUGGUGGAUGCGAAAUGUAGUGUUGAGAGUAAGCCGGUGGGGAAUGUGAAGGCUUGGUGGAGGGCUGGGAAGUGUUUGGCUGAGAUGGGACGGUGGGAUGAGGCGCAGGUUGCUAUUGAUAAGGGGUUGGAGUUCGAGCCGAGGAAUGGGGAGGGGGCGAAGGAGUUGCUUUCGUUGAUGGAAGAGGUGAAGGAGGGGAUGAAGAGGGCGAAUUCUUCUGCUUAG